UAAUUUGUACAUUGACACAAAGAAGCCUGAGUAAGUGGUGCUGUUUCAUGUUUCAUAUCUUGUUAGUUCCAUAUCAUCUUCUAGACCAACACUGAGUGUACAACUUAUGAAGAUAGGCAAGAGUGGUGCUAUUCAAGAAUCUUCCCCUUCAUGCAAAUAUUGGAAAAAUUAUGAAUAUCAGAAGAGUAGUGAAAUUUAACAGAAGUAAAUAAUUAACUAGUUGACAGAUUCAAUGAUGCAGCAUCUUUCUUAAGGAAAGGAAUUUAUUCAGGUCGCAUUGUAUUAGAGACGAUACAAUAAAAAUAUUGCUAUGGCAGAAGAUACAAAAUCAGAUAAGGGACAAGUUGCAGAGGAUGAAGACGAUCCACGCCUGGAAUUCAUGUUCAGCUAUUUACAAUUGUCUAUGCACCUUAAGCCUGAUAAAUGGGCUAAACUGCUAGGAAACAGAGAAUUAGCUAAAUAUAUAUUUGACUUUUUGCAAAAUCCAGAUAUCUGGUUGCUUGUGCUGACGAGAAGCAGUUCUGGACUAAUACAACCCAUGCACAACUUUUCGUCUGCUUCCAUCCAGUCAAAGUCAUGCUAUUUCAUAAGGAAAGCUGAAGAACCAAUCACCAAAGACAAUUUUCGUAAUAUCUUGACAUUUGGAGAUAUUGCUGCUAAGCCUGUUGAUCAGUUGGCUGUAUUGGUGCAAGAGGUAUUUGUGCCACUGUUGUCCAAUCCAGAGAAUCAACAUAACUGGCCAAAAGUUGUGACAGAUGAUGUCAUGAAACACGUAUAUGAACUGAAAAACAUUGUAUAUGAAGUUUGUGGCAAGAUAAAUGGACAAACUCUACUUCCAAUGCCUCUUGGUGUAGAAAGAGUGCAUGAGGUUGAGCAAACUAUUGUAGAAAGUAAGGGUGCAACUGUAGACCUGCAUCUUAAAAGUGCUAUUGAAGGAGUUAUCAUCAAGUGGGCAACGCAGAUUGAUGAAGUUCUUAAGGAGGACUCAUCUAGCGCAUUUGUCAGAGAAGCAAACCCAACUCCAAGAUUUGAAAUUGACUUUUGGAACAAUCGUCUCAAAAACCUGGAAUGUAUCUAUGACCAGCUUUGUGAUCUGAGGGUUAAGAGGAUGGCCUCCAUUUUAAAACUGACAGACAGUGUCUACUUCUCUUGCUUUAAGUUACAGUUCCAUAACAUUGUGGCAGCUGUAACAGAAGCACGUGAUAUCACUUUAUACCUGAAGCCUCUUGUAAAACACUUUGAAGUUCUGGAGAACACAGACUUCAGAAAUGUGCAGCCACUGUUGCGUCCAUUGAUUCAUUGUGUGGCUCUUGUGUGGGCCAAUAGUCGCUAUUACCGCACUUCUGCUAAGAUCAUUACACUUGUGAGAGAGAUUGCAAAUCUACUCAUUCAAGAGGCUACCAAAUUUCUGGACCCAGGGUCUCUUUUCCAAGGAGAAGUGGAUGAAACUCGAGAGCAUGUUGAAAAUUGUAUUACAGAACUGAUGUCUUUCAGGACAAUCUUUGAGGAAUAUCGAGCCAACUUACACAUAUUCUUUCCAAAAGGUGUGGAACCUGUGCUGUGGACAUUUCACCCAAGAGUGGUGUUUGAGCGAAUGAUCCAGUAUGUUGAAAGGCUCAAAAUUAUAGAGAAUUUCUUUGCUACAUCAAUGGAAUUUCUUAAAUUGGAGAAAGUUGAAAUUGGUGGGUUGAAAGGACGAUUACUGAGUACGAAGGUUGCUGGAGUGUUCAGUCAGUUCUAUGAAGCAUUUACAGUAUUUGGAGGCAUUACAUAUGAUCCUCUUGACCCAGAAGAUGAGAGUUUUGUGUAUGAUUAUACUGUGUUUAUGGAGAAGAUAGAUGAUAUGGAUCACAAACUUGCAGCUAUCUUCUGCCAGGCAUUUGAUGAUUGCUUCAAUUUAGAGAGUAUAUACAAAUUGAUUUAUGUUGGAAGUUCACUGUUGGAACGACCUAUCAUAAAAGCGCAAGUUACUCCAAAAUAUAGGGUUCUCAUCACAAUGCUGGGUGAGGAACUGGAUGUGAUCAAGAACACACUUGAUGAACAAGUGGAAUUUUACAGUGAGAAAGGUUACAUGAUUAUUGAUAAGUACUUCCCUCCAACGGCUGGCGCACUGCUUUACAUCAACAAACUGAGGCAGAGGAUUAUGAUUCCUACUGAAAUUGUUAAGGAGCUAGAACUUGACAUUAUACAGAGUCCAGACUUCCAACAUCUACUGGAAAAGUAUAAUGAGAUUAGAGGCUAUUUGGAUGAACUGGAAUAUAAAAUUUUCUCUAAAUGGGCAGCACAAGUUCCAGAACAGUGUUCCAUAAAUCUGGAAAAGCCUCUUAUAUUACAAGCAGAAGAAACUCUGGGACUGAGCCUCAACUUUGAUGACAAUCUUGUGGCAAUUUUACGAGAGGUCCGAUACUUGAAGAUGAUGGACAAGGAAGGAAUCCCCAGUGAUGCUCUGACACUGUUUGAUCAUGUUGAAACCCUUCACCAAUGGAUUAGCAAUUUGAACCUUGCUAUCAAGUGGUACAACAGUAUCCGUCAAAACAGUUUGCCUGUGGAGUAUGCACUUAUUGUACAUGAAAUUGAACAAAUUGACAGUCUCAUCAUUGAAGUUAUUGAGAACCUCAACUGGAACUCAGAAAAUGUGUGGUCAUAUGUGCAGAAAAUUCGAAUUAUAAUAGAGGACCUAUAUAACAGAGUAUCAAAGGCUCACCAGAAUGUGAACAGAAUUUGUAGUCUGAUUAAUACAUGGAGCCUUGCACCUCUCUUUGAACGUAAGGACAGCAAGAAGGACAGCUUGAUAUAUUUAGAUGACCAUGAUGAACGUGUCCUUCGAAGAUACAAGGAAAUAAGAAAUGUAGGUAAACAGAUCCAUCAGCUGAUGAAUGAGAAUUAUAGAUUGUUCUUUAACAUUAAAUCACGUGAGAUAGAGCUGGAGGAAGAAGUUCAUGAUGAGAAAAAAAUAUUUGAAGGAGAGAAAAAUGAAUUUGAAUUGCAUGAGAAGGAGCCAUUGGGAGAAACUGAAACUGAUGACGAAAAGAUAGAAGUAGAAAAUAUGCCAUCUAUAGACAAGACAGAAAAACACAUUGGUGCUGAAAGUGAAUUAGUUACAGAAAUUCUAUUGGAAUCUCACAGUGCUCCUUUCACUGUUCCUGUUACUUCAACAAGUCAUGCAUCUAUUCCAAGAAUUGCUCAACACAUGUUUCAAAUUGAAGCCAGACCUGAUGAUGAAGCAGAAUCAGGACUUGCUUUGUUUCUUCAGUCAUUAAGACAAACUGGAGAAACAAAGGGCGGGGGUAAGGUGGAAAUCAAAUUUGGUGAUGAAAUUCAAUCAGUGUACCCACAAUUGAAUCCAGAAAUGAUAAUUAAAUGGAAAAAUUAUGAGGAGUAUGUAGAUGAUAUUGUGUCUAAUGGGCUCUUCAAUGCAAUUGCAUGCAGCUUAUCUGUGUUCAUGGAUGAAAUGGAACCAGGACAUGCAAGCUCUCCACUAUUUGAGGUGGCACUACAACUGCAAGAACCAGAUAUUUUAUUUGUGCCAUCUAUGAAUAUUUUUGAUUCAAAAGGUUUCUAUCAACUAGUAGACAGCCUCCUUACUGACAUCAUGCAGAUGUCAGUUCUUGUUCAGCGGGUUGCAAGACACUUCUCACAGGCAAAUUAUGAGAAGGAUAUGAAGAAUAAUAGUGACCUCAGGGAUAUGAUAACCGAGAUUUUGAGUUGCAUCCGCCAAACAAUGACUUCGGCAGUGGAUUACAGCAAAAUCUUUGACCAACAUUCAUAUCUGUGGCUCGAAGAUAAUACUGUCUUCUUGAAGCAGUUCUUGCUAUAUGGCCACAAGCUAACCCCUCAGGAACUAGAGAUUAUGAAAGCUGCCACAGCAAAUAAAGAAUUGCCUGGACUGAAGGAUACUCCACCAACCACAAAACAGUUCAAAGAACAGAUUGACCAUUAUGACAGUCUGUAUGCAGAGCUUGAGAAAAUGGAAAAUGAAAAAGUGUUUGACACCUGGUUCAAAGUUAAUGUCCGUCCAUUCAAACAAGCUCUACUUAACACUGUCUGCAAAUGGGGGAACCUCUUUAAAAAGCAUCUUGUAAAUCAUGUUAUUAACAGUCUUCAAGAACUGGAGGAUUUCAUCACAGAAGCAGACAAGAGUUUGUUGACACCAGUACAAGAAGGUGACUAUAGAGGCUUACUCAGAGUAAUGGGAUUUUUGUAUCAUGUCCGUGAACGUCAGGUCACUACUGAUGAAAUGUUUGAGCUAGUCAAAGAGAUAAUGGACAUGGUGAAAGCAUAUGAUGUUGAAUUCUCAGAGGAAAUUUAUUUGAAGUUGGAGGAGUUACCUGAGAAAUGGACAAAAACAAAGAAAAUUGCUGUCACUGUCAAGCAGAAUGUUGCACCACUUAUGGCUGCAGAAGCAACGCUCAUCCGCAAGAGGAUCACAUUCUUUGAAUUUCGUCAGACACAGUACCGUGAGACAUUCCGCAAGUCACCUCUAUUUAAGUUUGAUUGCCCAGGUGCAUAUGAAACAUUGGAUGAAACUAAUAAUGCCAUCAUAGCCCUAGAAGCAGAAAUGACAACGCUUGCUGAACAAGCAUCACUGUUUGAUGUAAAUAUUCCUGACUUCAAACAGCUCAAGAUGUGUUACAAGGAAAUUAAAAUGCUUAAGACUUUGUGGGACAGCGUACAUGUUGUGCAGUCCUGUGUCAAUCAAUGGAAGAAAACACCUUGGAAGAAAAUUGAUGUUGAAAAUAUGGAUGUAGAAUGCAAGAAAUUCAGCAAAGAGAUCCGAGUUUUGGAUAAAGACAUGCGAGGAUGGGACACUUACAUCAAGGUAGAAGCCAUGAUCAAGAACCUCCUAACUUCCUUACGUGCUGUCACAGAACUGCAGAACCCAGCCAUUCAGGAGCGCCACUGGCAACAACUUAUGGCUGCCACCAAGUGUGUAGAACGUCUUGGACCAAAAUACACUGUUAAAUUUGUAAUGGAUAAUAAAACCACACUAGCUGAUCUGCUAGCACUGAACCUACAUGAAUAUGAAGAGGAAGUUAAGAAUAUUGUAGACCAGGGAGUGAAAGAGAUGUCUAUGGAGAAAGUCCUGAAAGAACUUAAUGGUACCUGGUCUGGCAUGGAGUUUGAGAAAGAGAUUCAUCCUCAAACCAACUGCACAGUGAUUCGAGCAAGUGAGGAGUUGAUCGAGACACUGGAAGAGAACCAGGUAGCUCUUCAGAAUCUGAUGAGCUCCAAGUAUAUUGGUUAUUUUCUGGAAGAAGUGUCAGAUUGGCAAAGGAAACUUUCCAAUGCAGAUCAAGUUAUUCAAGUCUGGUUUGAGGUUCAGAGGACAUGGAUGCAUCUUGAAUCCAUUUUUAUUGGAUCAGAAGAUAUUCGUAAACAACUACCAGAAGAUUCUAAACGAUUUGAUCAGGUUGACGGACAGUUUCGGGUCCUGCUGCAAGAUAUGGUGAAAACAGUAAAUGUGGUGCAAGCAACAAACAAACCUGGCCUCUUUGAGAAGUUGGAGGUACUACAGAAGGACCUUACAGUUUGUGAAAAGGCUCUAGCUGAGUAUCUGGAAACUAAGCGAUUGGCAUAUCCACGCUUCUACUUUAUCUCAUCAGCAGAUCUACUUGAUAUACUAUCCAAUGGCAAUCAACCAGAGUUAGUUACCAGGCAUCUCACCAAACUCUUUGACUCAAUUUCACAACUUAAGUUUGAGCAGUCAGGAGGAAAGAACACCACAAAUGCAAUUGCCAUGUGGGCAAAGGAUGGAGAGUUUGUGAACUUCAGUGGAGCAUGUGACUGUUCAGGCAAGGUGGAAGUUUGGUUGAAUCGAUUAACUGACACAAUGAGACGCACAGUGCAAUACUACUUUGGUGAAGCAGUGGUUUCCUAUGAAGAUAAUCCUCGUGAGAAAUGGAUUUUUGAUUAUCCUGCACAGGUUUCCUUAUGUGGUACACAAAUAUGGUGGACUACAGAAGUUAAUAUUGCUUUCGCUCGUCUAGAUGAGGGUUAUGAGAAUGCAAUCAAAGAUUACAACAAGAAGCAGAUAACUCAGUUGAACACACUCAUCUCACUCCUGCUUGGUGACUUGACAAAUGGAGACAGACGUAAGAUAAUGACCAUCUGUACCAUUGAUGUGCACUCACGAGAUGUUGUGACCAAGUUGAUUGCGACAAAAGUGGAAAAUGCUUCAGCUUUUCAGUGGCAGUCACAGCUACGACAUAGAUGGGAUGAGAAGAUGAAAGACUGUUUCUGCAACAUUUGUGAUGCUGAGUUUCGUUAUGCUCAUGAAUAUCUGGGCAACACAACUCGUCUUGUCAUUACUCCACUCACUGAUCGUUGUUAUAUAACCUUGACACAGUCACUGCAUUUAAUUAUGGGUGGAGCUCCAGCUGGUCCUGCAGGUACAGGUAAAACAGAGACAACCAAGGACUUGGGAAGAGCUAUGGGUAUAAUGGUGUAUGUGUUCAACUGUUCAGAGCAGAUGGAUUACAAGUCCUGUGGCAACAUCUAUAAGGGCUUAGCGCAGACUGGAGCAUGGGGAUGUUUUGAUGAGUUCAACCGCAUCUCAAUAGAAGUGUUAUCUGUGGUGUCUGUGCAAGUGAAAACAGUACUGGAUGCAAUCAAGAACAAGAAAGCUAAGUUUAACUUCUUUGGUGACAUAAUUUCUCUUGUUCCAACUGUUGGAAUUUUCAUCACCAUGAAUCCUGGCUAUGCUGGUCGAGCAGAGCUGCCAGAAAAUCUGAAGGCUCUCUUCAGGCCAUGUGCUAUGGUGGUACCAGAUAGUGAGCUGAUAUGUGAAAUCAAUUUGGUGGCAGAAGGUUUCCAGGAAGCUCGUCUUCUUGCCCGCAAAUUCAUCACAUUGUACACACUGUGUCAAGAACUUCUGUCAAAACAGGAUCACUAUGACUGGGGACUCAGAGCAAUCAAGUCUGUCCUUGUGGUGGCAGGGUCAUUAAAACGUGGAGAUCGUGGACGACCUGAAGAUCAGGUGCUCAUGCGGGCAUUACGUGAUUUCAAUAUCCCCAAGAUUGUGACAGAUGAUGUUCCUGUAUUUAUGGGACUAAUUGGAGACUUGUUCCCUGCUCUUGAUGUCCCACGUAAGAGAGACCUCGAUUUUGAGAAGAUGGUCAGGCAGGCAGCUAUUGAUUUGAAACUGCAGCCAGAGGACAACUUCAUACUAAAGAUUGUGCAGCUUGAGGAAUUGUUAGAAGUUAGACACUCUGUCUUCAUUGUUGGAAAUGCAGGGACAGGUAAGACAAUGGUGUGGCGUACCCUGUUUAAAACAUACCAGAACCAGAGGAGGAAACCUGUGUAUAAUGACCUUAAUCCUAAAGCAGUCACCAACAAUGAGCUGUUUGGAAUCAUCAACCCAAUUACACGGGAAUGGAAGGAUGGUCUAAUACCUGCACUGUUUCGAGAUCAAGCUAAUAUGUCAGGUGAUGGACCAAAAUGGAUUUUAUUAGAUGGAGAUAUUGACCCUAUGUGGAUUGAGUCUCUCAACACAGUGAUGGAUGAUAAUAAGGUGUUGACACUAGCAAGUAAUGAACGCAUUGCUCUGACAAAGAUGAUGCGUCUCAUAUUUGAAAUUGCCUCACUGCGAACUGCAACCCCUGCCACUGUGUCACGAGCUGGUAUCCUCUACAUUAACCCUCAGGAUUUGGGUUGGAGCCCUUUUGUAGCCAGUUGGAUUGAUCAGCGUGAACAGCAAUCUGAGAAAGGAAAUCUUACCAUCCUGUUUGACAAAUAUGUGCCCCCAUGCCUGGAAGUUUGUCGUUCACGAUUCAAGAAAAUUACACCCAUUGCUGAAAUCUCCCACAUUCACAUGUUGUGCCAUUUACUGGAUUGCCUUCUCACACCUUCCAACACUCCAGUUGACUGUCCUAAGGAAUGGUAUGAAAUAUAUUUUGUGUUUGCCUCUGUGUGGGCAUUUGGAGCUGCCACGUUUCAAGACCAGCUGAUGGACUACCAGAUGGAAUUUUCCAAAUGGUGGACAAAUGAAUUUAAGACAGUGAAAUAUCCAGCACAAGGCACUGUGUUUAACUAUUACAUAGAUAACAAAACAAAAUGUUUCCUGCCAUGGAAUGACAUGGUAAAGCCCUAUGAGUUGGACUAUGAAAUUCCACUUCAGACUACUCUAGUGCCCACAUCAGAUACAACGUGUAUUCGCUAUUUCGUGAACCUACUGAUGGCAAAGAAACUUCCUGUGAUGUUGGUUGGACCAGCAGGCUCUGGGAAGAGUGUGAUUGUUGCUGAGAAGCUACUUUCUCUACCCGAUUCAUAUGCAGUAACCAAUGUUCCAUUCAAUUUUUACACCACUUCAGAAAUGUUACAGAAAGUACUUGAGAAGCCUUUGGAGAAGAAGGCAGGCAGGAACUAUGGGCCACCAGGCAACAAAACAAUGGUUUACUUCAUAGAUGAUAUGAAUAUGCCUGAGGUUGACACAUAUGGGACCGUGCAGCCACAUACAUUAAUUAGGCAGUUCCUGGAUUAUGGUCACUGGUAUGACCGCGCUAAACUGCAACUGAAGGAUAUUCAUAACUGCCAGUAUGUAUCUUGUAUGAACCCAACUGCUGGUAGCUUUACCAUCAACCCUCGGUUGCAGCGGCACUUCUGCGUGUUUGCAGUUAAUUUUCCAACAGGUGAACCACUGACAAGGAUAUACACAGAGAUGCUGGUUCAGCAUCUUUCAAACCCACAUCUUAAGUUUCCACCCAAUGUAGGACGAGCAUCAUCUUUACUGGUCACUGCAGCACUGUCUCUACAUCAAAGGAUGUCACAGCUGUUCUUGCCAACUGCACGAAAAUUCCACUACAUUUUCAACUUGAGAGAUUUGUCCAAUAUAUUCCAGGGAAUGCUCCACAGUAUUUCUGAGAGCAUAUCAAAUCAGACAGAGCUGAUACGACUGUGGAUGCACGAAGCCAACAGAGUAUAUGGAGAUAAACUAGUUGAUCAAAAUGACAUUGACAGCUUUGGAAAGAUAGUCAUUGAAACCAUUAAAAAAGCAGGGUUUGAAGAUUUGGAUGAAGGAAAGCUCUUUUCAAAGCCACUCAUAUACUGUCAUUUUGCAGAGGGAAUUGGCGAAUCCAAGUACAUGCCCAUCAAAACAUGGGAACAUCUGAACAAACUCUUACAAGAAGCUCUCUCUCAGUACAAUGAUCUUGUGGCAGCAAUGAAUCUGGUGUUGUUUGAGGAUGCAAUGCAUCAUGUGUGCCGUAUCAGUCGCAUAUUGGAAGGGCCACGGGGUAAUGCACUUUUGGUUGGAGUAGGAGGUUCUGGAAAGCAGUCUUUGUCCAGGCUGUCAGCUUUCAUCUCAUCACUUGAAGUGUUUCAGAUUCAGCUGAGGAAAGGAUAUUCCUUACAGGAUAUGAAAACUGAUUUAUCUGGAUUAUAUACUAAAGCUGGCCUGAAGAGUGUUGGGAUUGUUUUCUUAAUGACAGAUGCACAAGUAGCAGAAGAACGUUUCCUUGUUCUGAUCAAUGAUAUGUUGGCAUCUGGUGAGAUUCCUGACCUGUUUACUGAUGAUGAAGUGGAAAAUAUAGUUGGGACUCUGCGAAAUGAAGUAAAAAGCAAUGGUUUACAAGAUUCAAAAGAGAACUGUUGGCGAUUUUUCAUUGAUAGAGUACGUCGUCAAAUGAAGGUAGUUCUGUGCUUCUCUCCAGUUGGGUCAACACUCCGAGUGCGUUCCCGGAAGUUUCCAUCAAUCACAAAUUGCACUGCUAUUGACUGGUUCCAUGAGUGGCCUCAAGAAGCACUUGAAUCAGUGUCUGCCCAAUUUCUUCAAGAGGUUGAAGAUAUUCCUGAUGAACUUCAACAAUCUAUCUCACUCUUCAUGGCUUAUGUCCAUACAUCUGUCAAUGAUAUGUCACAUAAGUACCUGGAGAAUGAAAAGCGUUACAACUAUACCACACCAAAAACAUUCCUGGAGCAGAUAAGUCUGUAUGGGAAACUUGUUUCGGAAAAGACAAACGACCUGAAGGGUCGAAUCUUGCGACUAGUAAAUGGUUUAGAGAAGUUAAAAACAACAGCAGCACAAGUGGAUGAUUUGAAAUUGGUCCUUGCAAAACAAGAAAUUGAGUUAAAUGAGAAGAAUAUUGCUGCUGAUGAUCUAAUUCGAAUUGUUCGUAGUAAGACAAUGUAUGUAUCAGAGGAGAAAGCAAAUGCUGCAGAGGAGGAGAAGAAAGUACGAGAGAUUGAAAAAGAUGUUUCCAUCAAGCAAAAAAUGUGUGAGGAAGACUUGCGUAGAGCAGAACCAGCACUCACAGCAGCACAGGAGGCGCUCAAUACAUUAAACAAAACAAACCUGACAGAGCUGAAGUCAUUUGGAUCCCCACCACCUGCAGUGGUGAAUGUGACGGCUGCUGUGCUUGUCCUCUUGUCUAGUAAGGGGCGUAUUCCCAAGGAUCGUAGCUGGAAAGCAUGCAAAUUAAUAAUGGGAAAGGUUGAUGCCUUCCUAGAGAACCUCAUCCAUUAUGCUAAAGAAGAAAUUCAUCCUGAUGUGUACAAGGCUGUUCAGGAAUACAUGAAAGAUCCUGAGUUUAAACCAGAGAAGGUUUUGAGCAAAUCAUUUGCAGCAGCAGGAUUGUGUGCCUGGGUCAUCAACAUCAUAAAGUUUUAUGAUGUUUAUGUUGUGGUAGAACCGAAACGGCAAGCUUUGCUCCAGGCAAAUUCUGAGCUGUCUACUGCCCAGGAACGUUUAAAAGCUCUCAACAAUCAGAUUGCUUCCCUUGAAGAACAACUUGCUGUACUGACAGCUGAGUUCCAAGAAGCAUCAAAUGCCAAACUGAAGUGUCAGGCUGAAGCUGAUACUACUAAAAAGACCAUAGACGUGGCUAAUCGGCUGGUAAAUGGAUUGGCCUCUGAAAACAUUCGCUGGAGGGAUAGUGUAGCCAAUUACAGGAAGCAGUUAGUAACACUUCCUGGGGACAUUCUGAUGGUAACAGCAUUCAUCUCCUACAUGGGAUGUUUUACUCGUAUGUAUAGAAUUGACCUACUCAAGAAAUACUGGGAACCAUUUCUCAAGAAACUGGUCCCUGCCAUACCAGUCACCCCUGAUCUUGAUCCCAUGAAGCUGUUGACAGAUGAUGCACAAAUUGCACAGUGGAACAAUGAAGGACUUCCUAAUGACAGGAUGUCUUCUGAGAAUGCGACUGUGCUAACAAACUCAGAAAGAUGGCCACUGAUGAUUGAUCCACAGCUGCAAGGUAUCAAAUGGAUAAAAAAUAAAUAUGGCAGUGAACUCAAGGUUAUCAGACUUUCCCACAAACAUUAUCUGGAAGUCAUUGAGAAUGCUCUUUCUGAUGGUUCAACAGUUCUUCUGGAGAAUAUUGGUGAAACUGUGGAUGCCGUGCUAGAUCCCCUGCUUGGUCGUAACCUCAUCAAAAGGGGUCGAGCCAUCAAGAUUGGUGAUAAGGAGAUGAACUUCAAUCCAAAGUUUCGCCUGAUACUACAGACAAAACUAGCCAAUCCCCACUACAAGCCUGAGAUGCAGGCUCAGACAACUCUAAUCAACUUUACAGUCACACGAGAUGGUCUUGAAGAACAGCUCUUGGCAGAGGUGGUAAAGGCAGAGAGACCAGACCUUGAAAAACAAAGGUCAGAAUUAACAAAACAACAAAAUGACUUCAAGAUAACAUUGAAGGCCUUAGAAGAUGAUUUACUGACUAGAUUAGCUGCUGCUGGUGAAGAUAUUCUGAGUGAUACUGCAUUGGUGAUUAAUCUGGAGACCACCAAGAAAACAGCAGCUGAAAUUGAAAUCAAAGUAGAAGAAGCCAAAGUAACAUCCAAAAGGAUUGAUGAAGCUCGUGAACAGUAUCGUCCUGCUGCAACUAGAGCUUCUUUGUUAUACUUCAUCCUUAAUGACCUUCACAAAAUCAACCCCAUAUACCAGUUCUCACUGAAAGCUUUCAGCAUGGUUUUCCAGAAUGCCAUAGCAAGAGCAGUUAAGUCUGAUGACAUUGGAGAAUGUGUCACAAAUCUCCUGGAUUCAAUCUCAUACAUGGUUUUUAUGUAUACUUCAAGGGGACUCUUUGAAUGUGACAAGCUUAUCUUUCUGGCACAGAUGGCUUUCCAGGUAUUGUUGACAAGUAAAGAAAUUGAUGCCACUGAGCUGGAUUUUCUGUUGCGGUUCCCCAUCACUACAAACCUGAUUAGUCCUGUGGAUUUCCUCUCCAGUACAAGUUGGGGUGGGAUUAAGAGCCUGUCAUUAAUGAUCGAGUUCAAGAACCUGGACCGUGACAUUGAAGGUUCAGCUAAAAGAUGGAAGAAAUUUGUAGAUUCUGAAUAUCCAGAGAAGGAAAAGUUUCCUCAGGAAUGGAAGAACAAAUCAGCACUUCAGAAGUUGUGCAUGAUGCGUGCUCUUCGCCCAGAUCGUAUGACAUAUGCCAUUAAAGCAUUUGUAGAAGAGAAAUUAGGCACUAAGUUUACAGAAUCUAGAUCCAUGGAGUUCACGAGGUCAUUUGAGGAGACAAGUCCCACAAUACCUGUAUUCUUUAUUUUAUCACCAGGUGUAGAUCCACUUAAAGAUGUAGAAAAGCUAGGCAAAAAGUUGGGCUUCACAUUUGAUAAGCGAAACUUUCACAAUGUGUCCCUAGGACAGGGACAAGAAACAGUGGCAGAGCAUGCUAUGGAAGUAGCUUCCCUUCAUGGUCAUUGGGUCAUAUUGCAGAAUAUACACUUAGUUCAAGCAUGGCUUCCAAUACUUGAGAAGAAGAUGGAACAGUGUGAAGAAGGAGCACAUCCAAAUUAUCGACUAUUUAUGAGUGCAGAACCUGCUCCUGGCCCAGAGUUUCACAUUAUUCCUCAGGGUUUGCUUGAGUCAUCCAUCAAAAUCACGAAUGAACCACCUUCUGGUAUGCUGGCGAAUCUACACAAAGCUCUUGACAACUUCAACCAAGAAACACUGGAAAUGUGUACCAAAGAAGCGGAAUUUAAAUCAAUACUGUUUGUACUCUGCUACUUCCAUGCUGUUGUUAAUGAACGAAGAAAAUUUGGUGCCCAAGGCUGGAACAAGGUGUAUCCAUUCAAUGUCGGCGAUCUCACUAUUAGCAUAAGUGUCUUGUACAACUACUUGGAGAACAGCUCAAAAAUUCCUUGGGAAGAUUUGCGGUACCUUUUUGGUGAAAUUAUGUACGGAGGACACAUUACAGAUGCUUGGGACAGACGACUGUGCUGCACAUUCUUACAGGAAUGGUUGCAGGAUGAACUACUAGAUACUGAAUUAUUACUAGUAUCAGGAUUUCCCACUCCUACAAAUAUGGAUUAUGCAGGGUAUCACAGAUAUAUUGAUGAUAGCUUGCCAGAUGAGUCCCCCUGUCUAUAUGGUCUACAUCCAAACGCAGAAAUUGGUUUCCUCACCACAGCCUCAGAAAAUUUAUUCCGUACAGUGUUUGAGAUGCAACCACGGGACUCUGGAGCAGCAGGAGCCACUACAAUCACAAGAGAAGAUAAGGUAAAACAAGUGUUGGAAGAGAUAAUUGACAAAGUUCCAGAGCUAUUCAACAUUGCUGAGAUUAUGGCAAAGGUUGAGGAAAGGACUCCAUACAUCAUAGUUGCAUUCCAAGAAUGUGAACGAAUGAAUUUCCUCAUGGCUGAGCUGAAACGUUCCUUGAAAGAACUAGAUCUUGGGUUAAGGGGUGAACUGACCAUCACAGAAGAAAUGGAAGCCUUAGAAUCAUGCCUCUUUCUGGAUCAAGUACCACCCAACUGGACAAAACGGGCAUAUCCAUCUAUGCUGACCCUGGGACCCUGGUUUGCUGAUCUGAUGCUGCGACUAAAGGAAUUGGAAGCCUGGUCAUCAGACUUUAAUCUUCCAGCAACUAUAUGGCUAGCAGGAUUCUUCAAUCCUCAGUCUUUUUUGACAGCUAUUAAGCAAUCAACAGCCCGUAAGAAUGAGUGGCCAUUGGACAAAAUGUGUCUCCACUGUGAAGUGUCCAAGAAACAGAAAGAUGAAUUUAUGUCAGCUCCUCGUGAAGGAGCAUAUGUGCAUGGCUUGUUCAUGGAAGGUGCACGCUGGGACAUUCAGACUGGUUCUAUCAUGGAGUCUCGACUCAAAGAUUUGUUCCCAGUCAUGCCUGUGAUUUUCAUAAAAGCAAUUACACAAGACAAACAGGAUAUGCGGAAUAUGUAUGAGUGUCCUGUCUACAAAACACGUGUUCGAGGACCAACAUACAUCUGUACUUUCAAUCUUAAAACAAAAGAAAAAGCAGCUAAGUGGACAAUGGCUGGAGUAGCAAUUCUUCUACAGAUUUAGAUUCUAACUUGUUGAUCAUUAGUUGUUUCAUUCAGAAUUAUAGUCUUAGUACCUGUCAGUUGUUGUGAUCUAUUGCUGAAAUUAUUGUAUAUUAGUGUUACUCAAUAAUAGUCUCUAAAUAGUGUUGAAAUACUUGCAUUAUUUUUAUCAGAA
Zootermopsis nevadensis is the source of this 14389-nucleotide messenger RNA. RefSeq names its product dynein beta chain, ciliary. Gene Ontology annotation, biological process: microtubule-based movement. Gene Ontology annotation, molecular function: dynein intermediate chain binding; ATP binding; minus-end-directed microtubule motor activity. Gene Ontology annotation, cellular component: dynein complex. NCBI's taxonomy places the organism in Eukaryota, Metazoa, Arthropoda, Insecta, Blattodea, Termopsidae. The record is from RefSeq and is a predicted model, not a curated record.